This is a messenger RNA of Vicia villosa (hairy vetch), 1211 nucleotides long. RefSeq lists its product as uncharacterized. Bases 332 to 976 code for a protein of 214 amino acids. The transcript has a single exon. The record is from RefSeq and is a predicted model, not a curated record. NCBI's taxonomy places the organism in Eukaryota, Viridiplantae, Streptophyta, Magnoliopsida, Fabales, Fabaceae.
AUUUAUAGAAACGGUUUGAUGUUUGUCUCCACUAGGAUAUUUGAUAUAAAUUAGUUGUCAAAUGAGUUGUUAAAUAAUUUAUUGUUAUUCUUUCAAUCUUAACAAUAUUGCUCCAUUUUUAUAUUCAAUCUUAACAAUAAUUUGUUUACUUGGUCCAUUUUUAUGCUAACAACUUGGUCGACACGCAUAACUAUGACUACAAAGCACAAAUAACUUGCUUCCCAAGGUUCUUAUCCCCUCCCUGUCUGUCUACAACCUUAACAUAUAUAAUCACAAUACAUUCAUCUAUAUUUCUCAUCAAUCUUUGUCUCAAUACCUCAAUUCAACAAAAAUGAAGAGAGAGGGUAAGCAACAUGGCAUGGUGAGGACAUACAGGAUCCUACCAAAUCCGAAACCCAACACCCGAUUCAUUACUCGGAUCGAUUCGCCUCCAACAGCUGGACUUUUCGCAAAGGUUCCUUCCAAGCCCACCAACCAUUCCAAAUUCACCGGGAAAUGCGAUAAGGCGCGGUGCAGCGAUUGCCGUCUCCAUCCGGUCUCAAAGUCAAAGAACAAAUCCAAAGGGAGUUUCAAGCAUUUUCAGGUCAUGGAUCAACCCGGGUUGAAAUUUAGAGGGUUGUCCGCGACCGGGACUUUGAACCAUCUUUCAAAUUGUUAUAUGGAUGAUGAUGAUGAUGAUGAUGUGGAAGAUGAAAAUGUUGUUGACCAUGUGGAUGAUAUGAAAGAUGAAAAUGUUGUUGACCAUGUGGAUGAUGAUCAUGUGAAAGAUGAAAGUGUUGUUGAAUAUGUGGAUGAUGUGGAAGAUAAAAGUGUUGUUGACCAUGUGGAUGAUGAUGAUGAUGAGGUGGAAGAUGCAAAUAAUUCAUGCAUUCUAGAAGAAAAAGAAGUGGAGUUUCCAUUGCGUGUUGAACAAGUUAAAGAAGAAAAAUAUGAAGAUGAAGAUUGGUGUUGGGUGGAAGUGGAGUGUUGUUCAUGAUUUGAUGAUAUUGUUUGUUUCUACUAACAAAUUGCAAUUGCUUGAUAAUUGCUUCAAAUGUAUCAUUACCAAUACAAAGGAAAGAUCCAAAAUUAUAAUGGAUAAAAUAUUAGGAUCUGUUAAUUACACCUUUCAAAUAAAUAUUACUCCUUCUGUUUUCAAUAUAUACUACCAAUUAAGGAGUUACUCUGAUCAAUAUGCAAAUUUUAAAUAUAUUGUCACCAAAAGAAUAAUU